This is a messenger RNA of Lodderomyces pseudojiufengensis, 492 nucleotides long. RefSeq lists its product as uncharacterized. The record is from RefSeq and is a predicted model, not a curated record. NCBI's taxonomy places the organism in Eukaryota, Fungi, Ascomycota, Pichiomycetes, Serinales, Debaryomycetaceae. The coding region runs from base 1 to 492 and encodes 163 amino acids. The transcript has a single exon.
AUGUCUGACGAAAAGGAAAAGUUGAGACAGAAGUAUGAACUAGAAGACAAAGAAGCUUCUUCACUGCUGAAACAAUUGCCUGAUGCUCCACCAGCGUAUGACGAUGUACAACAGGAACAAAAUCCCUAUGGAAAUAGCUAUCAACAACAACAACUGCAACCACCACAGCAUCAGUUUGGAUAUGGGAGUCAAAACUAUCCACCUCCACAACCAAAUCAACAACAUUACCAACCAGAUCCGAUGCAAGAUCCAAAUGUUUACAAAAUCCAACCAGAUUUAGUAAACAUUAAUUAUUCACCUCCAGAACAUUUAAAUCCUCAAUAUCAAGAGUUUAAACAAAAUCAACAAGCCAAAAUGGCACGUGGUGAAUUUAGUGCAGUCAACUCAAAACCGAAUAUAAAUAAAGGUCAUACUUCUCAAAAGACUAAAAUCCAACUGAGUUUUCCUGGAGCUAGCGGUGCUACUUAUCAUAAUGCUGCUAAUAAUCAUUGA